Molecule: messenger RNA, 6097 nt
Organism: Varanus komodoensis (Komodo dragon)
Lineage: Eukaryota; Metazoa; Chordata; Lepidosauria; Squamata; Varanidae
Gene: PIAS1
Product: protein inhibitor of activated STAT 1
Exons: 14
Coding region: 34-1986 (650 amino acids)
Biological process (GO): regulation of transcription by RNA polymerase II; protein sumoylation
Molecular function (GO): SUMO ligase activity; zinc ion binding; transcription coregulator activity
Source: RefSeq, a predicted model, not a curated record
GGGGCCCAAUGCGCCUGCGCCUCGCGAUUCAAGAUGGCGGACAGUGCGGAACUAAAGCAAAUGGUGAUGAGCCUUCGAGUUUCUGAGCUGCAAGUGCUUUUGGGAUACGCAGGAAGGAACAAGCACGGCCGCAAACACGAACUCCUUACAAAAGCCCUGCAUUUGCUCAAGGCCGGCUGCAGUCCUGCUGUCCAAAUGAAAAUCAAAGAACUUUACAGGCGGCGGUUCCCUCAGAAAAUAAUGACGCCUGCGGACUUGUCCAUCCCCAGUGUCCACUCAAGUUCCAUAUCGGCCACUUUGUCGCCAUCCGCCAUUCCUCAGCUUGCUUACGAUGGCCACCCCGCAACAUCGCCAUUGCUCCCUGUUUCCCUCCUGGGACCUAAACAUGAACUGGAACUGCCCCAUCUUACCUCAGCUCUCCACCCUGUUCAUCCAGACAUAAAACUUCAGAAGCUUCCCUUUUACGACUUGCUGGACGAACUGAUAAAGCCAACCAGUUUAGCCUCAGAUAACAGCCAGCGGUUUCGAGAAACCUGCUUUGCAUUCGCCUUGACUCCGCAGCAAGUGCAGCAGAUAAGCAGUUCCAUGGACAUUUCUGGAACAAAAUGUGACUUCACGGUGCAAGUCCAGCUAAGGUUUUGCUUAUCUGAAACCAGUUGUCCACAGGAAGAUCACUUCCCGCCAAAUCUGUGUGUGAAAGUUAAUGGAAAACCGUGUAGCCUUCCUGGCUAUCUUCCACCAACUAAGAAUGGGGUUGAACCAAAGCGACCCAGCAGACCAAUCAACAUCACUUCGCUUGUUCGACUAUCCACAACAGUACCAAACACAAUUGUUGUCUCAUGGACAGCAGAAAUCGGACGAACGUAUUCCAUGGCAGUCUACCUUGUCAAACAACUGUCUUCGACUGUGCUGCUGCAGAGGUUGCGAGCAAAAGGCAUACGGAACCCGGACCACUCUAGAGCACUAAUCAAAGAGAAACUAACUGCGGAUCCUGACAGUGAAAUAGCAACAACCAGCUUAAGAGUUUCUCUUCUGUGCCCACUUGGUAAAAUGCGGCUAGCGAUACCCUGCAGGUCCCUGACCUGUUCGCAUCUGCAGUGCUUUGAUGCCACUUUGUAUAUUCAAAUGAACGAGAAGAAGCCCACCUGGGUUUGCCCCGUGUGUGACAAGAGAGCACCUUACGAACACCUGAUAAUUGAUGGGUUGUUUAUGGAAAUCUUGAAGCAUUGCACCGAUUGUGACGAAAUUCAGUUUAAAGAAGAUGGGUCAUGGGCUCCCAUGAGGGCAAAAAAAGAGGCACAGGAGGUGAACACAUCUUUCAACGGAGUGGAAGGCUGCUUAAGUUCUCCAGUGGAUCAUCAGGUCUCUUCACAUCAGUCAACCAAAAAUAGGAAAGUGGAGGUGAUCGACCUAACCGUGGACAGCUCGUCCGAUGAGGAGGAGGAGGAACCCUCGGCCAAGAGGAGCUGCCCAUCCCUGUCUCCCACGUCCCCCGUUAACAGCAAGAGCAUCCUAAAUCUGCCGCACCAAGUCUCUCCUGUUUCAAGAACCCCAAGCCUUCCAGCCGUCGACACAAACUACAUCAACACGUCGCUCAUCCAGGACUACAGGCACCCGUUCCACAUGACGCCCAUGCCUUACGACCUCCAAGGUUUGGACUUCUUUUCUUUCUUACCAGGAGACAAUCAGCAUUACAGCACUUCCCUUCUGGCUGCCGCCGCCGCUGCCGUGUCCGCUUCAGAUGAUCAAGAACUCUUGCACUCCCGCUUUUUCCCCUACACCUCAUCCCAGAUGUUCCUCGAUCAGCUGAACACAGGAGGGAGCAGCGCCCUCCCCGGCACAAACAGCAGCAGCAGCGGGAGCAACAGUAGCCUCGUGUCCUCCAACAGCCUGCGAGAGACCCACAGCCUCCCCGUCGCGAACCGAAGCAGUACGGACCCAGCGUCCCUCUUCGGCGUGAUCCCGGACAUCAUCUCCUUGGACUGAGUGCUGCCGAGGUGCUCCUGGACUUGCUGGAGGAAAGAUCUGGGUUUCUGUUUUACCUUAUUUUGUUUAGAAUUGCAGAUGAGCAUUUCCUUUUUGUAGGGAAAAAUAAUAAGACAUGUACAGAGAACAAAACUAUAUUUUCAGUUGUACUUUUGUAUAUAAAUAGAUGAUGGUUUGACUGGUAAAACUAAAAAGAAAAACUCCCAGCCUAGUUUUUGGAUAUGGAAGAUUUUACACCUCCCUUUUUGUCUUUAGCGUUUGCUUUUUAAAAAAUCCGUCUUUUACUUGCAUAACUCUUGGUUUGUUCACAGAGAUACUAAUGGAACAGAGGUGGAAUGUUUGGAGUAAGUCAGGCGAGGACUCAUGGUCCAGGAGAAGGCAGCCCUGCAGUAACGGGGUGGGGGGGGAACUGUUCCUCCCUUUGGCGCAGCCCCCUCAAAAGGGAUCCCCCGCACAGCCUCCUUGAAAGGGAUGCGCCUUGUGCCUUGCCCUUUCCCGCUCGGCUAGCAUGAAUCGCAUCCCCGAGUCGCAUGGAUUCCAUCACACGGUCUGUGUGUCCCCUGCACGUGGCUUUUUGGUUGUCGUUUCCUGUUCUGGAAGUCCGUGCAGUGCUUCCUGCAUUGAUCCAUUGGUCCCAGCACCGUUUCCUUAGUAUGUGCCAGUCCUCUUCACAGAUCUGGUUCUACAGACCUCUUGCAUGUUAAAGGCUUGCCAUUGGGAGUCCUCCUCUUCUGCAUGAGACCAAAUUGGUUCCGAGACUCGAGCUGCCAGUAAAGACCUCUUUAUUCAUGUGCUUCGAUGCUUAAAUGUAACAUUAUGUUUAGGUACUAAAUGCUUAUUCCUUGGGAUUUUUGAAAAUUGGUUGGCCGAAUACCUACUGCCUGUGCUAACCAGAAUAAGCCUAUCCAAACUUAGGAAAUAAUGUGAUUGAAAUCAGUAUGUUUUGCAGCGGGCAAUGACACGAGUACAUCCUGUUCUUUUCUGCAAAGGAUAUAUGGCCCAAUCCUGCACACCUUUGCUUGGAAGCAAGUCUCACUUCCUUAAUUCAGUGGGACUGAGUUUUGAGUAAACUUGCACAUGACUGGGCUUUGCCAGUGGACAAAGCUCUGUGCGACUCUUUUAAAUUAUGACUUCAACGUCCUUCCUUUUCCUGCUUCAACUAUCGCAGAAAUACGUCAGAUGAGCCAGUCUUCCCCUAUCCUACACCAUUACUAGCUUCAGUGGUGGUCGAAUUACUUUGCCAUCUCUUCAUGACAAACCCCUGAAGCUGUUUCUGGUCCUCCCUUAGAAUCUGGAUUUUUCCCUGCCUUGAGACACGGAUACCUACAGAGAAAAAUCUCUCUCCAAAUCUGGCUCGCAAAGCAUGAAAAAAGGGAGGGGAGUAUCUUGAAAGAUACACUAGGGAAGGACUUGGAUGGAUCCCCAAACCUUCACUGGAAGGUGUAUUUGCUUUCUGGUGUGAAAAAGCUUUAUUAGCCUGUGGUUACAACCUGGACUUGCAAAGGAUCAGGAAUGGCUCGGAGGGAAGGACAGAGGUAGGCCAAGCCCAGUGGCUUUUUGUCAGUUUUUAUCAAAAGCAUGUUUUCCAGUUGUUUUGAACCAUGCCUGCAAAAGUUAAUACUUUUUCCAAAGCGUUUUCAACUCCCUCAUUUAGCAAAACCUUAUACUGAUCAUAAAUCAUAAAUUAUCAUUUUUGAUAGCCAGUGGAGAGACUGCAUAAAUGUUCAAGUGGAUUUUCUAUAAACGUAUCCCCUUGCCAUUUAAAAGGUGACUUGAAUUUUGAAAAUGUUUGUUCAUAUGUAUAUAUGUGCGUGUGUGUGUAUAUAUGUAUUUAUAGGUGUGCGUGUGUGUGCGUGUGCGUAUGUGUUCCAUGCAUGUGUGUUCCAUUAAUGUCUAGCUGAUACAUUUCCUUCAGCUAGUUUAUAAUUUAUUGUCAGUAAAAUUUAAAUAAAAGGACAGGAAACAGGAAUCCUUUCUAAGUUCAGUCUAGCUUGGAGACAUGAAAUCAACUUCUUCAAAAGCAGGAUGAAACUGGCUCAGCAGAUUUAUAUAACUAACUUAUAAAUGUGGCCACAUUGUAUUCCAAAUCAAAGGACUGUUCCAAACAUUAAAAAGCCAACUGAGAAGUUAGCAGUGUGAUUGCUGGAACCAAACUUGGCACAAUUGUGAUGAAAACCAGUGGCUUUGUAUCUGCUAUUUUUGCUCACCUCAAGGCAAAUGUUGUUAUUAGAUGCUUGUAUCAUGUCUGGAUAAUUUCUUGACAUGCUAAAUAAUGCUAAGGUGGAGGUGCUUGUAGCUUCUGUACUGUCACAUGUGCCACACAGUAUUUAAAGGCAAUGGGUGCAGUCCAGUGUAUCAGUAACUCAUUUAUUUGGCAUGGAUGUAAGCAGAUGUUACUGUGUUGGGCUACACCAAUUGGGAAGGAGCUUUCUGCAUGUACAAUAAUUUAAGGAGUUUUGUGAUCUGCCUCUUUAUCCAGAUCCUUUUGUACCCAGUAGAAAAACUGGUGAUUCCAAAUUGUUCCAGUAAUUUUUCAAAAGCUGAGCAGGAACCACUGUGCCGCUUUAAGUGCUGCUUGGCAGAAAAUUGCUGGAAACAAUUAGCUGCCUUGAAAUAAAAAAAUCCACACAAGCAGAAUCAUGUUCCAUGUUGCGGGGAGGUGGUGGAUUGUGUCCAUUUUUUUCUCAGUCUGUAGGUGCCUGGUAAAGAUCUUUAUAUUUCCCGCUGCCUGAAGAACUCUGCAGGGCUGGCUCAGUUUUGGGAUAAUUCAGUGCACUGUGAAAUUAAAUGUGCUCCCUGCUAUUUCUCACUUUUCCUUCUAGCGCGCCUCAUGGCUAUAUCCAAAUGGACAUGAAAGGUUAAUUUUACGGGUUCUGCAGGUGUAAGAUGGCUGCACUUCCUGAGAACCCUUUCGCUUCUCAAGUCCUUCAUAAUAAGCAAGAAUGGGAGGCUUCUUAAAUCAAGGCAAGUAGACUUGUGCUUUUGGUGAUCUGAAGUAUUUAACUCCAGGAGCUUACUGUGAGAAGGUAUUUCCUGAAGUGUGGUUAGUGGGCUUUUUACAACCUGCAGUUAUAAUUAAAUUUAUUUAGCAAAUGGUUCAGUUUUGGCUUCAUGGUCCUUUUAAAGCAACCUGGUAUUGAGAAUUGCUGUUUUUCUUAUAAUGUGGAGUUACCAUGGAAUCUUGGCUACUUCGACAUCCUGUUAAAUUUGACUCCGUAAGACAGAAUUCAUGUAUACCUUAACUUGUUCACUUAUGUUUUUGGUCCUUAUUUUUCCAGUGGAGGGAUGGUUGUAUGUGUGUACAUGUUCUGCUUGCAUGUAAGUCUCUUUUGUAUAGAUAAGUGUGUGCGUGUCUGUCUGUACACACCAAUGCAAGAUACCUGUAUAAUAAUAUUACGUGGGGGGGGGGGAGCAGAUUUACAUCACUUCUGUGGGCAUUACUGAAUGCACAGUUAGUGUUUAAAAAAACUUAAAUGCAAAACCAAAAUGAAACCUUGCUAAAACUUAACUGAGUGAUAGCUGCAAAGUACUGCGAUAUUUUCAUAACAGCAUCCCCAAAUUUCUUCUUCACCCUGUCAAAAUACAGACAUUGUCACCCCUUGGGAGAUGAUAUUGCUGAAAAAUCUUCCAUCUAACUAGCUAGCCAUUUUCUCUUAAUGUGGUUAACCUUUUUCACUGCAUUAAGCAUUUCAGGGUUUUUCAUAAGACAUUUUAAAAAGUUUGUUUUAAUGGUGUUUUCAUUUUCCUUCCAAUGGGAGCUUAGAUUUCUAUUGAGAGAUUACUGCCAUUGUGCUGCUGUUAAUUGCUCUAAUUAACAAAAGGGGAAAAACAUUAUGUAUAUAAGUAAAAAAUGAAAAAAGCUAUUAAUUCCAUGAACUCAAACCUGUGAUUCAUUGCCUUAAGACUUUCUCUUAGUUUUCCAUACAGCAUGCCAAACAAGUUUUUAAAAGUGGCUUUUAAAAAAAUGUAUAGUAGACCAAUGUCAGUUUGUAUAAAAGUAACAAGUGAAAAUAUUUAUUACAUGCAUUGGAAAAGAAAUGGUUUACCCUAUUGAAUGUUACCUGUUUAUGUAAAACAUCUCUAGAUGUAAUAAAAGCAUUAUUAUGUUGUC